UUUUUUUUAAUUAAACAUACUUUACUUAAGUCGUCUUGCUAUUUAUUGAAAAUUAAUCAUUUGAUACCUGGUUGAUUAAUUUAUAGCCAGCAAUAUCUUAGUUUACUUAAAUCCAUGCAAAUAUAUUAUCGUAACUGGAAGAAAACCGAUACCUAAAAAAGUAAGUUAUUCAAAUAUUUCACGUAUAAAACCUGAAGUUUCGUUAUCUUUCAUUAAUUAUUUACAUUUCAUCAUUUAUAUAAUAUCUUAUAAUAUUACUGCUAAACGAGAUGAUAAGAGCUUAUCAUCUUGUUUAGCAGUAUAUUUUAGUUGGUCGUAUCGACGUGACGAUAAUAUAUUGCAUAUUUUAUUUUAAAUUUAAUUUUGCUACAUUCUUAAGAUGGAAAUUUCGUUCAAAGGAAAAAGGGUACUCGUUACCGGUGCUGGACAAGGAAUAGGGCGCCAGAUAGCAAUAGACUUAUGGAGAGCUGGAGCCAAAGUUGUUGCAAUCUCAAGAACAAGAUCUCAUUUGGAGUGUCUACAAAACGAAUACCCAUCAAUUGAUAUAGUGGAUUUAGAUAUUUCUGACUGGGAAAAAACCCGGGAAGUAAUCGAUAACCUGGGAAAUUUUGACGCAUUAGUUAACAAUGCUGGUGCGGCAAUACUAGAGCCAUUUCUGGAAUGUACUCCAGAUGUCUUUGACAGGCUCUUUAACAUUAAUGUUAAAUCUGUCAUUAACAUAAGUCAGAUUGUUUGCAAAAAUAUGAUAGAAAAUAAAACUGCUGGUGCUAUUGUUAAUGUAUCUUCGCAAGCGUCAAAGGCAGCUAUUAAAGACCUCACAAUAUACAGUGGAACGAAAGCAGCACUAGACGCAGUGACUCGUGCAAUGGCUCUGGAACUUGGACCUUAUGGUAUAAGAGUAAACGCUGUGAACCCAACAGUUAUUAUGACAGCUAUGGGCAGGCGAAGCUGGUCUGAUUCAGAAAAAGCAGAACUGCCCAUCGAUGGAGGAUUCUUGGCAACAUAAUUAUAUCAGUGAAUUAUUCUUAAAAAUAAAAAAUAUUAUAUA
This is a messenger RNA of Nymphalis io (European peacock), 1048 nucleotides long. RefSeq names its product L-xylulose reductase-like. The record is from RefSeq and is a predicted model, not a curated record. The transcript is spliced from 5 exons. Gene Ontology annotation, biological process: glucose metabolic process; xylulose metabolic process. The coding region runs from base 380 to 1006 and encodes 208 amino acids. Lineage: Eukaryota; Metazoa; Arthropoda; Insecta; Lepidoptera; Nymphalidae. Gene Ontology annotation, molecular function: carbonyl reductase (NADPH) activity; L-xylulose reductase (NADPH) activity.